AUGAACCAGAACUUAUUCAGCAGUAGUAACGUCAGCAGUAACAACUUCAACUGGAUCAUGGAUUACACGGCAGCGUACAACAACACCAUGCCUCUCAUACCUGUUUACAACAACUACAACAACAACCACCAUAACAUUAACGAAAAUUCUCAUCAUCAUCAGCAACAGCAACACCAUCCGCAUCAUAUAGAUUACGACAACAUCGACAACAACAACAACAACCUGGAUAAAGCAGGUACGCAUCCAACGACACAAUCCAUGGAUUACUACAUGCGAACAAUUUCUCCUUACGACAACAACAACAACACAACAACAACAACAACAAACGCCAUCAACAGCAAAUUCCACAACAGACUCUCCCACUUCGAACCAUCCAUCCACCAUCAGUACGACAUCCACUCGCAUCACCACUUUCAAACAUUCAACCAAUCCUACCACGCCGACUACCACCACCACCACAACACCAACAGCAACAGCGGCAACAUCUACCACACCAACCACCACAACCACAUCACUUCUCCGCUACUUCCGAAUGACCAGGAAAACUUGAAGUUAUUAAAGUACAACACCUUUCUCGGCUACCACUACGGAACCAUCAGGAACCAUACAAGUUUGAACGACUGCUCACCUACGGAUGAAAAUUUGAAUGGUGACUGUCACGAGGAAUCUAGCAACAAAAAUAAUGAAGUUCCGAAUGUUGCACACAACAACAACACACCACACAACGAGGCGGCGGCACACGUUAUUGAACCAACUGCCAACGCAAGCAAGAUCAACAACAACCACUUCAACAACAAAAAUUUCGCUAUCGAAUAUUACAGAGCGAAGCAACUAAAGCAUUGCUACAACAGCGUCAACUGUAGCGAAAAUAUAAACAUCAUCAACAACGUCAACAACAACAACAAUUCUGACAUGAAACCUAAACUAAACAACGACAUCAACAUUGACCACAAAUCUAAAACAUCAUCUCCAAAAACAGAAGAUCUAUCAACAUUAUCAACAACGAAAGUUGAUAGCAACAGUUGCGAUGAUAAAGUAUCUCCAGCAAACCACAAUAUAAUUGAUGGCAACAACAACAACAUCAACAACAACUCACCUUCCAAGAAAUACAUAACAACGUCAACAACCUCUCCCAACAACAGCAUCCAGAACUUGAACAACUACUUCCACUUGAAUAACGUCACAUCAUUCAAAGACCAACGACAUAUUGACAAAAACAACAGCAACAAGCAGCAGCAUCACUACAACCCAAACAUCCUUGAUUACAACGAUGAUUCGAUAAAAAACUGUCUUCCAAAGCACCAUUGGCUGGAUUCAAAUUUUAAAUUUAUAGUUUUCAUAGUAUUGGCAGCAGAAAGAUACUUUGUUGCAAAAUCAGCUGCUAGUGAGAUGAGGGGAGUGGCCAGAGUAAGGGAAAUGUCACGUGAUGAUGAAGAUGGCGACGAAGAUGAUGAAGAUCGCAAAGCUUCUGCAUGCAAGGGAAGUGACUCCGACAACACAGGUCAUUGCAUUAUCGCGUCAUCGUUACGUCACAGCUACAGCAUCUCCAUGAUUUGA
This is a messenger RNA of Helobdella robusta, 1557 nucleotides long. RefSeq lists its product as hypothetical. The transcript has 6 exons. The record is from RefSeq and is a predicted model, not a curated record. Bases 1 to 1557 code for a protein of 518 amino acids. Lineage: Eukaryota; Metazoa; Annelida; Clitellata; Rhynchobdellida; Glossiphoniidae.